CGACAACAAACUUCCCCUGACAUGACUCAAGUUCUGAGUUGCAUUUGUCAGAGAGGAGGGAAAGGAAGGUGUCGGUCUGGUGUCUUCCCUGACAACCCCCGGACGCGGUUAGACUCGGCCCGCGUCAAAUUAGGCUGAUUCACAGCCUCCGCUCAUAAACAGCCCACCGUCUAUCCAGAACCCACGGACUACCCUGUAAUUGCUCUUACAUGUGACUACAGCGACACACAGACACAGGCACCAGGCUCUGAGCACGGCCCGGCUCACAUCCAUCACCAGCCUCUCCCCGCGGCCCGGCCCAGGACCCGGACUGCGGCUGCCCUCUGUAUUGCCUGAGCGCACCGCCUGCUCAUCCCUUCGGUUCACCGUCCCUUCCUUGACGGUGUGGCAGCGGGGAACCGAGGAACGGACAGGUAUGUCGUCCACCUGAACGAUCCUCCCUGUCAGAAUGGGCGCAAGGCGCCGGAUAUUCAUGUGGAUUAUUUUUUAUUAAAAGUUUAAAAUGUAGAAGAAUGAUUAUUAAAAUACCUGGAGCUAGACACAAAAGUUAUUGACUGUCCCAACAUCACCAACUCUUUGAUCUUGUUAUGAAUUGCCUGUAAGCUGAAAGAAUCUUCUAGCUGAAAUGUGAUGGCUUACAUUCCAAAGAAGUGUGGUGUUAAGUUCAAACCACCUGCUAUUGUUUUAAUCUACGAAGAUGAAAAUACUAAGAAAACUCGACAAAGGAUGAUACCUGUUCGAAAUUUCUCCAAAUUUUCAGAUUGUGGCCAAGCUGCAGAACAGAUGAAGAAUAACCCUCGGCACCAAGUAUAUUUCGAUAGAGUGUCGCAGCAGCAGCUGCAGAAAUUAUAUCAGCUCCUGAGGGAUAGCCUGAAUGGGCUGAGUCUUAACCAGAGCCUGGAGACCUUCCUGAAGGAAAACUCUAUCAACCCAGAGGAGGAUCUCAACAAACUUGACGACAAUGAGUUGGCAAAAAAGAAAAAAAUCAUGGAUGAGCUGUUUGAAAAGAACCAGAAAAAACCCAGUGACCCAAAGUUUGUUUAUGAUCUGGAAGUGGAUUUCCCCGAGGAUGAGCAGAUUGAGUCAUGUGGCUGGGAUGAUGAAGAUCAAGGUGGAGAGUUCUGACUGAGCUUUAUUUUCAGAACUGUCAGCGUGUACCUUUGAGGACAGAAGAAUAACCUAGUCUUUAGUUGCCUUGAGUUAAAUCAAUCUAUUAUUAUAUUACAAAUGGUCAAAAUGACAAUUGCAUCACACAUGGAAUUAUAUAAAAACAGGUUAAAGGGCACAGGAACAGGAUGUUAUUACUCCUGAGUAAGCUGCAGCUGCUAAACAGAAACUUUGAAAAUCACUUUUGUAAUGAUUAAGAUGUGGAAGGGAAAACAUUAUGGCCAUUGUACCUGAUCACCAAACAAGAGUCCCUAAAUGAUUAUCUACAAAUGCAGGAUCAAAUUCUUUGCUAUUUUACUAACUUGCCAUUUAUCAGAAGAUUUAUAAUGGUGGCUUUAUAUUAUUGGAAACUUUUAUCAUGUUUUCAGAUGUGAAACAUUUGCUUGUACUCAAUAUGUCUCAAUGUCAGUAUAAUAUUGUUGUUAAUUUUUAUCCUAACUGCCUAGA
Molecule: messenger RNA, 1614 nt
Organism: Hemiscyllium ocellatum (epaulette shark)
Lineage: Eukaryota; Metazoa; Chordata; Chondrichthyes; Orectolobiformes; Hemiscylliidae
Gene: cep19
Product: centrosomal protein 19
Exons: 3
Coding region: 631-1125 (164 amino acids)
Biological process (GO): microtubule anchoring at centrosome; trans-Golgi to periciliary membrane compartment transport
Cellular component (GO): centrosome; spindle pole; ciliary basal body
Source: RefSeq, a predicted model, not a curated record